GUCAUCGCAUGGCAGCAACUGCGCUGAGACAGAGCUGAAGCUGUGUGGUCUGAAAAGGCCAAGUGGCUGGGAGGGGAGGAGGCAGGCGGGCUCCUGCAGGAAUCUCUCUUAUCCUUGUUCUCAGAAGCUGUUGACUUUGUGACUACCACACACACAUCCUGGAUUAUAGCUCACUGACAAAAUCAGGAUGACAAAAGAGGCUGGCGAACCCAGCUGAGACCACAUAGAGAUGACAAAGCAAAAGCAUCUGCUUGAUGGGACACUCUCCUUGCUACUGCUCGUGGCCUGUGAAGCUCAGCAGCUCCCCAAAAGUCAUGUUGCCACAAGUUCCAGUCCUCUGUGUGAGAAGGAGGCCAAGUCCUGGGAAGGCCUUUUCAGUAGUGARCGGCUGGACGCCUGGGUCUGUUCCCUCAUCGCCUCACUCAUGGUGGGGCUGAGUGGGGUCUUCCCCUUGCUGGUGAUUCCUUUUGAGACGGGAGCUGCUCUGCACUCAGAAGCUGGAUCACAUCGUUUGAAGCAGUUUUUGAGCUUUGCAAUUGGUGGGCUACUGGGGAAUGUGUUUCUGCAUCUGCUUCCUGAAGCUUGGGCCUACACAUGCAGUGCAGCAGCAGGAGAAGGGCAGAGCUUUCAGCAGCAGAAACUUCUUGGUCUGUGGGUGAUCAUUGGUCUCCUGACCUUCCUGGCAUUAGAGAAGAUCUUCCUAGAGAAAGAAGAGGAUUGCCCGGGUGUGGGUUCUGGUUGUAAAGCACCAGAGGGGAAGAUUUCCAAUGGAAGUAGUUUUCCCCUUCAGAAGGUGGCAGGCAGACCCCAAAAAGCGGGAAUGGUUUCAGCUCAGUGUAAUGGCUCCUCUUUCCAGUCUCGUCCAACAGACAACAGGAUCAAGAUUAGUGGAUACCUCAAUCUGUUGGCCAACACCAUUGAUAAUUUUACACACGGCCUAGCAGUAGCAGCCAGCUUCCUGGUGAGCAGAAAGGUUGGGCUCCUAACCACAACAGCAAUUCUCCUGCAUGAAAUCCCACAUGAGGUAGGGGACUUUGCAAUCCUACUUCGGGCUGGGUUUGAUCGUUGGAGUGCAGCCAAGAUGCAGCUAUCCACAGCAUUAGGGGGGAUUCUAGGAACCUGCUUUGCAAUAUGUGCUCAGUCUCCAAAAGGAGCAGGAGAAACAGUUGCCUGGAUCCUCCCUUUCACUUCUGGAGGAUUUUUGUAUAUUGCCUUGGUAAAUGUUGUACCUGAUCUCCUGGAGGAAAAGAAUCCUUGGAACUCCCUACAGCAAGUUCUACUCCUGUGUACAGGCAUUAUAGUCAUGGUGCUGCUCUCACUCACAACAGAGUGACUUCUGCACAGACCUCGCGACUCCUCUCAGAGCCACUGCAGUGACUCUGAGCUGCCAAAGCAAUAAGAACACUAAUGUUACUUCCUGCGCGUGCACGUGUGGAUCUGGCUGCUAGUAUGAGAAGCAAGUGAGAAAGAGGUCUGGGUGUGCAGGCCUUUAUUCCCUGGCUCUCCUAUCCCUAUUCUGCUAAAAUCCUACACCUCAGAGCUUCCUCUUUUAUGGAGCAAAAGAUGGUAUGAGCAGAAAAGAGCUGAACAACGGCUCCACGGAGAAUGGACAGUAUUUCAUUCAGUUCAUUAUGAUGGAACUGAAAGCUGUUGCGUGAAAAUGAGACAUGAUCCCUGUAACUGAUGAAGAGGUGAAGAGGAAGGACGUGUUCUACCACUCAAAGYGUUGAAGACGGAACAGGGAUGGCAAAACAACAAUAAAUUAACAGCUUUAACUAGAACUCUCUACCAUUGGGAGUUAUGCCGCUAGGAAAUCCUGCAUUGUAGACAGUGGGGGAAAGGUCUCUUUCCAAUUCAAUCUCUGGCUCUUCAUUGAGACCACUUGUUUCUAAAGGUACCAUUAGCCUUGGUAGUCCAACUUUUUGGCAUAUUUUGUAUUGAUUUAUGUUGAAAUUGAGCCAGAAACUUGAGGCAUUUUGGGGUCGUUCACAAGUGGCUCAGUGUGAAGAUUAUUUGCCUCAGCCCUAACCACUCCAGUAACCAGCAUGGCAUAGCUGUUCAUCAGAAAAAUGGUCAGCAAGUAUUUCUUCUAUUGCUAGACUAUCAGCUCACCUAUAUCUGGAAGGAAAGUCAUGGAGUUGCUGCUACUGACUUCCCUCCCCACCUCAUCCCCUUAAGCAUUAGCUGAGUGUGGUCCUGAGCCUGCUCUCGACCUGUCUCCCCAACCAGCUUCCCCAAGCCAAGUUUCAGAGCUCUCUUGAGGUGGAAAGAUUGGCAUGUUAGCCCUGUCCAGCAUGCUAGAGCAGCCCGAGGCUGAAGUUUGGGCAAGGGCUGAACACAACACCUUCGGUCAGCUAGAGGUAACCCAAUGCUGGCUCUUCCUCUGCUCAAUGUAGGAUGUUUAGGAACAUGCUGUAACCAAAAAAAAAAAAAAAAAAAAAAAAAA
This is a messenger RNA of Nothoprocta perdicaria, 2446 nucleotides long. RefSeq names its product solute carrier family 39 member 13 (gene SLC39A13). NCBI's taxonomy places the organism in Eukaryota, Metazoa, Chordata, Aves, Tinamiformes, Tinamidae. The record is from RefSeq and is a predicted model, not a curated record. Bases 230 to 1333 code for a protein of 367 amino acids. Gene Ontology annotation, molecular function: zinc ion transmembrane transporter activity. Gene Ontology annotation, biological process: intracellular zinc ion homeostasis; zinc ion transmembrane transport. The transcript has 11 exons. Gene Ontology annotation, cellular component: membrane.